Molecule: messenger RNA, 1968 nt
Organism: Tetranychus urticae (two-spotted spider mite)
Lineage: Eukaryota; Metazoa; Arthropoda; Arachnida; Trombidiformes; Tetranychidae
Gene: Amacr
Product: Alpha-methylacyl-CoA racemase
Biological process (GO): bile acid metabolic process
Cellular component (GO): mitochondrion
Molecular function (GO): alpha-methylacyl-CoA racemase activity
Source: RefSeq, a predicted model, not a curated record
AUGAAUAACAAACAAAUGAUGGAAUGAAUUAAAUCUAGGAAUAACCACUGGGCUAUAUUUUAAAAGGCAACGCUCCAAACAGCCAAACUAGAAUGUUCAAGCAAUAUUGAGUCUGACUAUUUUGGAUUAGGACAAUGCUUUCGGCGUUUUGGGUUCACCUACUUGAACUUGAUGGUAAUCUGAUCUCGAAUCAUCUGUAGAAAUCUCUAUUUUGCAAACAAAUUUCGCGCUAAUCUGGAUAGUCUCUCAAUAUGUUAUGGUUUUCAAAUCUAAUUGGCCAAGAGGAUGACCAUAUCGGUGAGACAAAGAGAGCCUCUGGUCCAGAGCCGUCUCUUAAUAACUGUCAAAUAGAUACUGUUAAUCCUUUUGUAUUAUCUUGAGUUUUCAAACAAUGUGUACAAAUAAAAUUCGGAAAUUUAUUUGAUAACGAAGACAACGAUUUAAAUCAUCGAUGUUGAUAGUAUCGACUUAAGCAGUUACUAAGCGACAAAAUCAGCUGAGUAUAAAAACGCUGAUCAACUUGACAAGUUUUAACAUAAGUUAAUGAAACUCGGUUUUAAUUUUUAACUUUGAUCAAACUUUGAUCUCAAUAUUUAGUUUAUCAGGCCAGGAAAUAAGAUGGCUUUAAGAAAUGUCCGUGUGAUUGAACUUGCUGGUCUUGCUCCUGCUCCUUUUUGUGGCAUGAUUUUAAGUGAUUUUGGAGCCGAUGUCGUUAGAAUCGACAGAAUUGGUGGAGAUCCUUUGAAGUCUCUUCUCAACAGAGGGAAAAAGUGCCUACAGCUUGAUUUAAAGCGUGCUGAGGGUAUCAAAGUCAUUGAAAAAUUAUGCACUCAAGCUGAUGUCAUUAUUGAGCCUUAUAGACCGGGAGUGAUGGAAAAGAUGGGAUUAGGUCCUGAAAAGUUGAUGCAAUCAAACAAUCGACUCAUUUACGCUCGUCUUUCUGGCUUUGGUCAACAAGGGCCACUUUCUCAACGAGCUGGACAUGAUAUCAACUAUUUAUCAGUGUCAGGUUUACUUUCAUUGUUUAAAGCCUUCGGGAAAAAUUCACUACCAAAUCCACCAAUAAAUAUUCUUGCUGACUUUGCUGCUGGAGGGCUUUCAUGUGCUCUUGGUAUUACAAUGGCUCUGAUCGAAAGAAAUACUUCAGGUUUAGGCCAAGUAGUUGAUGCAAAUAUGACCGAAGGCUGUAGUUAUUUGGCUUCGUAUAUUCGUGAGUCUCGGAACAAUCCUUUAUUCAAACAAUUCAUGUGGCCCAAUCCUGACAAACCUGGUGAAAACUUACUCGACGGUGGAGCUCCUUUCUAUUCAGUUUAUAAAACUCUGGACGAUAAAUACAUGGCAGUUGGAGCUUUAGAGCCUCAAUUUUUUGCACUUUUUAUUGAAAAAGUAGGUCUUGAAGGUGAUUAUUAUCCAGGAAUAAUUGAUCAAUCUAUGAGAGAAAAGUUGACAAAGAUUUUCGAGAGCAAAACACAAAAAGAAUGGAUUGACAUAUUUGAUGGGACUGAUGCUUGUGUAACUCCUGUUGUUGAUUUUGACAAUGCUGCAGAGUUUGAUCACAACAAAACAAAUAAAUCAUUUUUGGCUGAUGGCAUGCCAGUUCCAGCUCCUCGUCUGACCAGAACAACAGCUAAUCCAGUUUUAGUUGAAAGACAAAUCGAAGAUAUCUUUGAAUUCCUCCAAGAAUAUGGCUUUGAAAAAAAUCAAAUACACGAAUUAUUAGAGAACAAAGUUGUCGAUCUUCCAAAGUUAACUCAUUCUAAACUUUGAAACUUCUAAGCUUUUAACUAUUAUAUAAAAUAUAAUAUAAACUGCAAAUGUACUCAAAUUGCUACGGGAAAUCAAUUUUUACUUGAAAUUACUUUAUACAUUACUUUAUGUAUCAUUGUUGACAAAAAAUAGAGCAUAAAGAUACUCAACAAAAAAACUGGGUAAUAAAAACAUAAAAUUUAUUGUUUCUGAACAAUUACA